AUGUCUCAUAGUAAACGUAAUACAUCGCGUGCUGUCUUCACAUCAUACGAGCGCUCAUUAGCAAAGGCAGCCUGGGGAGCAACAACUGCACGUCUCUCACGCGAGGCCUUUCUACCGUUUGCCGCGUGUGCGCUCUGUCUACUUUCAGCACGCGCACCCGUCGCCUGUACGGCCGGUCAUCUCUUCUGUCGCGAGUGUGCCCUGCAGAACCUUCUAUCACAGAAAAAGGAAAUCAAACGCCUCAAACAGUCACGCGUGCGGGAAGUCCAGGCAGCAACGGCGCAGCGCGAGCACGAAGACGCCGCCGCUAUCCAGCGCUCCUCGGAUGACUUCGAACGGGUGCAGGCUGGCUGGAAUAUCAAGGCAUCGCGCACUGGAGACGGCACUGGCGAUAAAGACGACGUGAACAGUGAUACGCAGGAACCAUACGAGAGGCCUGGGGUUAAACGGAAAUUCGAGCUAGACCGUGAGGCCGUACAACGAGUGGUGAUGCAAGACCACGCCAAGAUACGCAAGGUUAUGGAUGAAGAAAAGACAGCCCAGGCUUUAUCUUCGUCGUUUUGGGUCCCUUCCACAACGCCUUCUUAUGUUAAGGCUUUCGAGCCCAGUACAGCUACUACGAAGUGUACCCCUCUUUGUCCAGCAGCUCCGGCAGAUCAACCGCACACCUAUUCACUGCACUCACUUAUAGACGUCAUAUUCACCGAGGAAAAGAACAGCGAGACCAACCUCAGCCAGCCUAUCUGUCCAGCCUGCAAGAAAAUACUGACUAACUCGUCCAAGCCAGUUCUAGCUCGGAGCUGUGGACACGUGCUAUGCCAAAGCUGCAUUACAAAGUUUAUGACAGCCCGUCCAGCUGAAACCUCCAUUAGUAGUAAUGCUCGGAUCACGUGCUUUGUCUGCGACGGAGAUCUCUCGGGGUCUCGUCCUCACCAAACAACGGCAGCCAAAGCUGAUGCCAAAAGCGCCGCCCGGUCUGGGUUAGUAAGUAUUUGCUGUGAGGGCACUGGGUUUGCUGGGGGUGGCGCUAAUACCGUAGAAAAGACUGGCGUUGCCUUUCAAUGUUAG
This is a messenger RNA of Blumeria graminis f. sp. triticale, 1068 nucleotides long. Lineage: Eukaryota; Fungi; Ascomycota; Leotiomycetes; Helotiales; Erysiphaceae. The record is from the annotation of a GenBank genome assembly.